AGGCGGCUAGAGAGAUACAGAAAGAACAGUUCACAGAGAAAGGUUCACAUUCUCCCAUCGGAGACAUUUCGGAAAUGAAAGCGCUGUGGGUGGAGGCGCCCGGCGACCCCGGGAGACUCCCCGGGAAAGCCUGGCCGGCUGAGAAUCCGUGCCCAGGUCCCUGGCCACUCCCGCAGGAGGGAGCCUGGCUCUGCGCUCAGCCGCGAGCGGUGUGGUUUGGACGCGGUAGGUCCCAGCGCGGUGGUGUCGGUGGUGCAGGAUUGAUUCUGUGACUUGUGUUGUAUUGGUAUGGGGCAUGUGGGCUUCCGUGGAGGAGAAAAGGGCCGUGUGUGUUUGACACGGAAAAUCCAAACUUUCCUUCAUCCAAGUGUGGUGAUUGUGAAGGGCUGUGUAGCAGCAUAUUGAUGUUUUAGGCUUGCACGAGAACCCAGGAAAGAAUACAAUAUGAAAAUCAAAAGGAAGCACAGUUAGGGAACCAGCGGUGUCUGGACUGCAAAGCCGCUGGGCACGGAGCUCAGACCGCUUAGUCUUGGCCCCUCAGGCGCCCGAUUUCACCCCCCCAGCCGGGCCUUGGGGUGGGAGGGGAAGUGCUGGGCGGGAGACUCAGAUUCCUGAAGUAGCUGGUGGGGUGAGGCCGGCUGGCUGAGCUGAGGCAAGGACUAAGGCGUGGGGCGAGGUGGUUUUGGGGGAGAUAAUCUAGGGCGAGGAGAAGCAGAGAUGUGGUUUAGACUUAGUUUGGUUUACACCAAUAGGUUGUUGAUGUUUCUUUCUUAAGACCAGACACGGGGCGGUGAGCCUCAGGCCUCUGAUUGCCCCGGAAUGCCGGGUCUGUGUGUGGUGCACGCGCGUGUGGGUGUGUGCGCGCAGGAGUGUUGGCCGUCUCAGUCCUGAGUUGGGAGGAGAGGGAGAUGGCAGCCACUUGUGGCACAGGAGGGGCGUCCCUGGGGGCCCAGGUAGAUGCCCUAGGUACAGGCCUGGCCUGGGCUCCCAGAAACCCACCUCAGUUCCACAGCAAGCGAAGUUAUUCGCCAGCACCCACGGCACGGGGGCCUAUUCUCCAAGGGAAAUUCCCCAAACCCACUCAGACUAAUGGUCUUUUUCUCCUGCAGUCUUGCCUGGUUAUAAAUGGCCCCUUAGACAGUUUGCUCUGACCCAAAUUAUGCGGUUUGCUGCCAUCUACCGACCGUUCGGAGACAGACGCGCGACUUGGGUGCCGCAAGCCGGGCAACACAGCCCAGCCGCGCCCGACGCCUGCAGCCCCGGCCGGCGGCGCGGGUAGAAGGAGUUGGGGGAUUUCGGGGCCACCCCACGCCCUCCGGUCCAUGUGGCUUCUCGGGCGGAUUAGGGAACAAAACAAAUCUCUCCCCUCAGGGUCCGCAACUCCUUUCCCCUCUCCUCUCAAAUCCACCCCAGCCCCAAACCCGGUGGCUGGCAGAGGAAGCGAUUUCUUUUAGGACUAAUACUGCAACCCGCGGACAGGGGUCACCGAGCCACAGGACUGGGGGAUCAGAGCCGCGACGCCCCCCCAACACACACCCAAGGCUCGGGCGCGGCCGGGCCGCUGGAGCCCGGGCUGCUCAAGGUUUAUUUGGUUUCUGCGCAGCCAAGGGAGGGGCCGCGCGGUUCCACUCGGUUGUGAAAAGACAAACCGAGUCUGUGUUCUUGCAGUUGGCCGGCGGCGGGUCUCGCCAGCUCCCUAGCUGGUGGGUCCGAGGUGGAGGCUUUGAACCGAGUUUUUCUGGAAACUGUCGGUGUCUGCAGCUCGCAUUGAAUCGGCCCUAACGAUUCUCGGAUCGUCAUUAUUUGUAACCAUAGAGCAUGAAUUACCUCUUGAGGUCAUCAGCGAGAAUUUACGACUGGUCAACAAAAGCACGUGAUUCCCUAACGCCCCCCAUCCCCCUUCCAACCUGCCCCCCCCAUAUUUGGCCGCAUACAUAGCAAAACGAAGUACAGUGCAUCGCUAUAAUUCAUUAAUACAUCAUAAAUCGUGAAGCACAGGGUUAUAACGACCACGAUCCACAAAUCAAGCCCUCCAAAAUCACCCAAAUGAGCUCGUACUUUGUAAACUCCUUCUCGGGGCGUUAUCCAAAUGGCCCGGACUAUCAGUUGCUAAAUUAUGGCAGUGGCAGCUCUCUGAGCGGCUCUUACAGGGAUCCCGCGGCCAUGCACACCGGCUCCUACGGCUACAAUUACAAUGGGAUGGACCUCAGCGUCAACCGCUCCUCCUCGGCCUCCUCCGGCCACUUUGGGGCGGUGGGCGAGAGCUCGCGCGCCUUCCCCGCGCCCGCCCAGGAGCCCCGCUUCAGGCAGGCGGCGUCGAGCUGCUCCCUGUCCUCGCCCGAGUCCCUGCCCUGCACCAACGGCGACAGCCACGGCACCAAGCCCUCCGCCUCGUCCCCCUCCGACCAGGCGACCCCGGCCAGCUCCGGCGCCAAUUUCACCGAGAUAGACGAGGCCAGCGCGUCCUCGGAGCCCGAGGAAGCCUCCAGCCAGCUCGGCAGCCCCAGCUUGGCGCGGGCGCAGCCGGAGCCCAUGGCCACCUCCACGGCCGCGCCCGAGGGCCAGGCUCCGCAGAUAUUCCCGUGGAUGCGGAAGCUUCACAUCAGCCAUGAUAUGACCGGGCCGGAUGGGAAGAGGGCCCGGACCGCGUACACGCGCUACCAGACGCUGGAGCUGGAGAAGGAAUUCCACUUCAACCGCUACCUGACCCGGCGGAGGCGCAUCGAGAUCGCGCACGCCCUGUGCCUGUCGGAGCGCCAGAUCAAGAUCUGGUUCCAGAACCGGCGCAUGAAGUGGAAGAAAGACAACAAACUGAAAAGUAUGAGCCUGGCCACCGCGGGCAGCGCCUUCCAGCCCUGAGCCCUGAGCCCGCCCGCCCACAGGAGCCCUGGGCGGCCCAAGAGCCCGCGCCACCCCAUCCCCGGCCCCUCCGACCCUCUGCGCUGCCGCCGCCCGCUGGGGACCGGUUCCCACGAGCCUGCCUCGCCCGGCCUUGUGUUCUGAGUUUUCCUUUGGUCUUAGGUCUUCCUGUGGCUCCCUCUCUCUUGGACUGGUUGUUACUAUUGUUAAUAAUAAUAAUGAUAAUAAUAAUAAUACUUAUUAUUUUCCCUCCAGACCCCCACGCCCCUCUGCUCGCCCCAAAUCCGCCAGUGUUUCUGAAUGUUCGUGUCUGUGGUUGCACUCUUUUCCCCCAGGAAGAAGAAGAGAAGAAGAAAAAAAAAAGAAAUUCGCAUGUUUAAUGUGAACUUUCCCCUCCCCAUCUGUGUCCUAACUUAUUUAUACAAGGGUGAUGGCUGCAUUUUGAGUUUCAGCUGGAGACUUCUCUAAGGGCAGCAGUUGAGUGGGGUAGCUUCGCAGCGCCGGCCCAGCCGAGCUGGCCUCUGAGAUGGAGUCCAUGACUGUGUCUUUUCCCACCAGCUCCUGCUCGCCUCCUCAUCGCCAGGCCCAAGUCUCCCAGGGCCUUGGUCCUGGGGUGGGAAGGGGCCAAGGAGGACCCACAGGGGUGAUGUGGACGAGAGGGGAGGAAAAUAGUGAGAUUUCAGUCCCUGCUGCCUGAUAGGCCCCACAAGGCCUGGUCUGGGGUAGACAGAAACAGAAGAAAUAAUCCUCUGUGUAAAAUGUCUCCCGUGUAUUUCUCUGUGGACCCACGGGUCUGGCUGGAAGGCCCAACGCUUGUAAAUAUGGGGGUAGCCUAGGUCAGACCCAGCUCUUUCUGCCUAAGUCAUUUCGAGACCAUUUAUAGUGAGCAGCGAGUGGAUGCCGUGCCGUGUGUUAAAUCUGUCUUUGCCAGGCCUGUCUCAGUGAUUCGCUUUUGGUAUUUGUUUGUAGCUUUCCUUAAAGUCAAAUAAAUGUUUCCCCGACUCCCUGGCCC
Messenger RNA from Chinchilla lanigera (long-tailed chinchilla), 3871 nucleotides. RefSeq names its product homeobox B5 (gene Hoxb5). Gene Ontology annotation, cellular component: nucleus. The transcript has 3 exons. Bases 2047 to 2859 code for a protein of 270 amino acids. The record is from RefSeq and is a predicted model, not a curated record. NCBI's taxonomy places the organism in Eukaryota, Metazoa, Chordata, Mammalia, Rodentia, Chinchillidae. Gene Ontology annotation, molecular function: DNA-binding transcription factor activity, RNA polymerase II-specific; RNA polymerase II cis-regulatory region sequence-specific DNA binding. Gene Ontology annotation, biological process: regulation of transcription by RNA polymerase II; anterior/posterior pattern specification.